CAUGCCCUCAGAUGCUCUUAGAUCCAUCCAACCUAAACUGAGGUCAUCAAGCUGCAUGCAGUAUAGGUUUUGUGGCACUUGGAGUGGAGUGUCAGCCUGAGAGAGGCUCUGAGAAAAAUGUAAAUAAGAAGUUACAGAUCUGAAGAUAAUGUGGGGAGUAUUGUCGAACCUGUGUCAGACGCAGUAUAAAUGCUUUUGCCUGUUUGCUUGGAGAGUGACUUCCAGCAGAAGGACCUGAAUGAACUGUAGGCACACCGGUCAGAUGAGGUGGAGAGUGACCGAUAGAAUGGUUCGCUUGCUGACCGCCACGCCUUCUCGUGCUUUGAUGGACGAGCAGAUUGUUCUGAAGGGCCAUUACCUGCCCUGCAACUCACCUGUAACCUUUCGAGCACGGAUGCGCUGUGAAAACGGAAACUUAUGGGAAUCCAUGUCUCAUUACCACACUGAUGAGAACGGGGAUGUUGACUUGACCAGGGAUUCGUCUAUGGGCGGCUCAUACAUUGGUUGUGAACCAAUGGGACUCUUUUGGAGUCUGCAGCCUGCACGUGGACAGGAAGAAGGUCUAAGAUUACGGAAGAAAAAUGUGGACACUCCAUAUACGGUACAUGUGACCAUGCUGGAAGGCCACAUUUUAUUGCGUGAUUCCUCUGAAGACGAAGAGAUGAUAGGAAAGCAGGAGCUGGCCACUGUCACAGUGCAGCGCUGGUACAAGGCCCCGGGGGUCCAGAGAAUAGAAAUAUGUCAGAACCAAGUUGUGGGAACCUUGUUUCUGCCUCCAGGUCCAGGUCCGUUUCCUGGAGUUUUGGACCUGUGGGGAAUUGGCGGAGGCCUGGUGGAGUAUCGAGCAGCUUUGUUCGCCUCUCGUGGUCUGGCUAGCCUGGCAUUGGCCUACUUUAACCAUAAAGACAUUCCAGGCCCCCGAAAUCACUUCACUGUUGGAGACUCCUAUUUCAAGGCAGCAUGGCGUGUUCUUCAGGACCAUCCACAGGUGUGUGGUAACAGGAUGGCCAUUAUAGGCCUUUCGUUUGGGGUCUUCAUAGCCCUGCGGAUGGCCAUGUAUCCUUCAGUCAGUCCCAAAUGUGUGGUGUGCAUCAACGGGCCUUUGGGGGUUUACAACAGCUUAGCCAACGAAGACCGACUUACUUGUGAUACAGGCAAAAAACUUUGGGGUGUUAAUCAGCAAGGUUACCUGAGCUUCUGGGAAGCAUCCUUGCCCAGCAAUUUUCCACCUGCUAACAUUGUUCAGAUUGAGAAGCUGGAGUGCCCCCUGCUGUACAUUGUGGGCGAGGACGACUUAAGCUGUGCAAGUAUGGUGAACGCAGACGAGAUCGAGAAAAGAUUGCUGGCUGUUGGCAAAUCUCACCUGUUCACUCGUGUCUCUUACCCUGGUGCGGGUCACCUGAUCGAGCCUCCAUACACCCCCUGUGCCCGGACCUCUUUGUGGGCAAAGCGGCCUACUAAAUUGUUUACCCAGUGGGGAGGAAAGCUAGCAGAACACGCAGCAGCUCAAGAGGACUCAUGGCAAAGGAUCCUGGGAUUUCUUGAGUGUAACUUAAGAGGGGAGCAGAGAACACAGUCCUUUUCUACAAAAGAACCAAAUCAACACAUUGUUCCAAAACAUCUGGACACCCUUUUCAAUUAAUUCAGCUAUGAUAAGGUGCACUCAGUGCUGACAAAGGAGUUUAAUUGCAAA
Messenger RNA from Colossoma macropomum (tambaqui), 1693 nucleotides. RefSeq names its product bile acid-CoA:amino acid N-acyltransferase-like. NCBI's taxonomy places the organism in Eukaryota, Metazoa, Chordata, Actinopteri, Characiformes, Serrasalmidae. The transcript has 11 exons. Gene Ontology annotation, biological process: acyl-CoA metabolic process; fatty acid metabolic process. Gene Ontology annotation, molecular function: fatty acyl-CoA hydrolase activity. Bases 239 to 1642 code for a protein of 467 amino acids. The record is from RefSeq and is a predicted model, not a curated record.